This is a messenger RNA of Daphnia carinata, 2058 nucleotides long. Its product is annotated as glutamate receptor ionotropic, delta-1-like. The transcript is spliced from 11 exons. Gene Ontology annotation, molecular function: glutamate-gated receptor activity. NCBI's taxonomy places the organism in Eukaryota, Metazoa, Arthropoda, Branchiopoda, Diplostraca, Daphniidae. The record is from RefSeq and is a predicted model, not a curated record. Gene Ontology annotation, cellular component: membrane. Bases 74 to 1369 code for a protein of 431 amino acids.
CGUGUCUUCCAAAGCACAUCGGCAGUCUAAAAGGAGCAGCCGUUCUGAGUAAACUUAAGGAAAACCCGUCACUAUGUUAACACCAACGUUGUACUUAUUUAUUAUUUUUAUAAGUCUCAUAAAUGUGGCGGUUAACCAGCUACCAUUGCCAUCACAUAUGGUAGCAACAUCACCUGAGCCUCCCUUCGUGGAAAUCCCUGGAAUUAAAAGCAGUUACUUUGCUUUGAUUGCAAGAGACACUUUAUACCUGUUGGCUACCCGGCUUCAAUUUUCUUUGACGAUAACGCACCCACCUGAUUUCCUGUUCGGAGGUUACAAGAAUGGCAAAUGGGACGGCAUCAUCGGACAACUGUUGCGAAAAGAGGCCGACUUAGGUGCAAGUUUGAAUGCCAUAACUUAUGCACGAUAUACUGCAAUUGACUUCAGUGUCCCGGUAAUAUACGACGUUACUGGUAUUCUAAUUCCUUUUCCGGAUGAAUCUUCAAAAAUCAUGGCGGCGCUUCAGCCAUUCAGUAUAGAGGUAUGGAUAGCUUUCUUCUCCGCAACCUUCCUCAUAUGCUUAACUUUAUCCGUGGAAGGGAAAAUCCAUUCAACCAGAAAAACGUUUGGAGACCACAUUAUGUGGGUUAUUAGCAUCAUAACUAGUCAAGGAUUUGGACAUUGUGAAAACCGAUUAGCCUUGCGCCUAACAGGAGCCACCUGGAGUUUAACAAACGUAGUGUUCAUCUACGUAUAUACAGGAGUGUUGACAUCCCUGCUGGCCGUCCCCAACUACAUUCCAAUUAUUAACACUUUAGACGAGCUAGCUACAAGUUCAGUUAUCAAGCCUGUGACGAUAAGGAGCACCGCUGUCGACGAUAUGAUGCUGAAUGCCAAAAAUGGAACGUAUAAACUAAUCGGCGAUACCUUCCGGAAAUAUCCAAACGAAACCUUGGUAGCAAAUACACUUGUUGGUGUGAACAGAGCAGUUGAAGGGGGUUAUGGAUUCUUAGAGCCAAGAACUUCGCUUCUAUCGCUAAUGGAGAAUGACCGAAAGGAACAUAAAGUUUGCCGAGUUACUUUGGCCAAGCAGACAUUUUACCCUAGAGCUUUUGCAUACCUUCUCCCAAAAAAAAGCCCCUUCAAGGAUGCAUUUGAUCGACAGAUAUUGCUGUUACAACAAUUUGGAUUUAUCAUUCACUUUCAAAGGAAAAUUGUCUUGCAAAGUAAUCGUUGCCUACUGCAAAAAAAGAAAGUUCGAAGUCGAGCACCGAGAUUUACUUUGGAUCAUGUCAGUAGUUCAUUCGUCAUUCUUUUUGUCGGAUACGCUGCAUCCUUCUGUAGUUUUGUCCUCGAAAACAUCCGAAAUGCUUUCGACUACGAUUGGUAGAAAGAUGUACCACUCAGUCGAACAGAAAAAGGAUGUAGGACUUUCUACAUGUAGUCCACCCAGCCUUGCAUAGAAGUGGGAAAUAAACAAAUAUUGAGCGCAAGAAAAGAAAAACUUCUUUUCUUUAACACGCAAGCGCUGCACACGAUGAAAUCCCCGACAGCAUGGAUCACUUUUCGUAGCUACCCUCACAUACCUUUUAUUUUGCUGAGGGUGAACUGUUCAGUUUUUAGUCUCUCCCAUGAUGUCGUGUUCUGCGAUACUUACUGCUUUCGCACAGCAGGUUUCCAGACCAAAAACACCGCCAACCGAAACAAUAGUUAACUUGGAGAGUGACAUCCUCAGCGUGGCAGCCUUGGCGAAUGCUUAUGCUACUUGUCACAACGUUCAAGACCUGCUGUACUUUCGGGGUUUUUCAUCUAAGCCAGUUCAUGUAAAGCGCGGGAAAAAAGGAGCAAAGCCAAGAACAAAAAAGAAAGGUUCUUGAUGAUAAUAAGAAGUCAACCAGCCAUCGAACAGCAAACGUUUCCUGAAUAUCAAAGAAAAGUGUUGCCCGAUAAAGCUGACGAUUAGUGGGUCUGGUGCUUCUUUCUCAAAAAACAUUUGUGACUCUCGACUCUAAAAUUGUAUCUCAUUCGCCAUUUUUACUUCCACCAUUUGGUCUGUAUUUAUCAUAUAUUUAGCCAUCA